AAUUGGUACCCCCAGUCACAAGCUAAACGACUCCCUGUUGUCUCAAUGAGCCGCCUUUUGGAUCGUUGCUGGAUGCAUCUGUAGUGCAGACGUUGACGGUUGGUUCUAGACAUUGAUCAGUUAGACUGUAGGAACGCAACAUCGCAUAGCUAUUUCGUUCGCAUUCAACCCGUAGCUGACUCGAGCUCGCUCCUAUGGCCGCGUCGCUUCAUUUCGUGGUAGAUUCAACCAUCGACGGCAGGUCGCUGGCGACCGUCAAAGAAGCUCUUCAGCGAUUCGGACAUUUGGUCGCUAUCGGCCAGCCUCAUCCCUGGAACUUCGCUGCAAACGCCGUCACUCCGAGCAUAUCAGUCCACCACAACCGAUGGGUUCCUGAGACAAGCCAAUUUGAGCUUGUCCAGGUGUACCCAGCAGCCGAGAGACCCUUUCAGGCGUUCGCCUUGCGGGAGUUCAACCAUGCGCUGUCAGCCGUGAACCUCGCUCAGUCCGCUACCUCUCUGGCGCAGAGGCUACAGCGGAGCCUCACCGUCUCGCCGCCUAACUCUAACUCUGGCGGCCCUGAUGUAGUCCGGUUGAACGCGUUCUCGAUGGAAGCUGGACGAGAGCCUGAUAGUGAUGGACAGCUCGCUGGUGGUGGAUUCGGCAGUCAGAUGGCUUUUCUUGCAUCAUUACUGCGAAUGCGUGCCCAGUCAAAUGGUGGUGGGAGCAUUGUGGAAGAUCCCGAGAACGGGGAUUCAUUACUGCAGAUGGCCGGUGGUGGUGCCUCGUCCCCCAAGCUGCUGUCUGGUGCCAGCUGCAAGGUCAUCUUCGUCUGCGGAUCCAUCCUGCAGGACCCCGCUGAUGAAAGCUUCCACUCCGCCGUGAUGGAAGCUGCCACUCGCUGUGUGUCCAUUGACUUUCUUGUAGUCCAGCCUGCAACCGGCAACAAGGCAACCUGCCACAGCAUGAGAUCCGGAUAUACGGGUGACGUUUGUUCUCCUCCAAUGAACCACCAUCCAUCAAGGCUGGAGGAGCUGGAUGACGCUGUGUCUGGCUAUGAGAACUGCUCCCUGCGCUGCAUGCCAUGCGAUCCCGUACAGCUGGAUUCGCACACCAAGCGAUGGCUGCAGCAUCUGCACUCGUGUGGCGCAGACACCACCAUCGACUUCGCCCUCCAGUUUGGGGCCUCCAGGGCGACGAGCAAGAGGGCCCAGGGAGACGGCACCGCAGGGGCAGCGAAGCCGACACCUCCUCUGAGCAUAACCUGCUCUGCAUAUCCCACGGUGCUGCAACUGCAUGACACCAUUCAGCCGUGCCUGACCUGCCGCUGCCAUGGCGUGCCUCUGACAUUCCCCUCCACUCUACCCGGCACCUCCAGCCCUCCCUUGGCUCGCUCUGCUAGCCCCACCCUCCCCCUCACCAAGGCCCCCAGCCGGCGCUGCCCUGUCACCGGGCAGAGGCUGGACGCGAGUGACGUGGCGAGUAACACUGUCAUGCUGGGAGCGUCAGGGAAUGGAGGGAGGCGGAGUGGCGGUGCAUGGGAUGGGGAUCUCGGGGCUGACGCUUGCGGAGUCUUGAGGGAGAGUGGCGGAGGAGAGGAGGAGGUGUGGAGAAGGCGGUCUAGAGGGAGGGCUCGAGGAGAGAGGUUAGGGAGGGAUGAUGUGGGUGAUGCGAGUGGUGGUGGGAGAGGAACGUUGCUGCACUUGCCGUCGUUUAAGACGGCCAUGGAGGCUCCCCGGUUGCAUGGAGGGGGCACACCUGCCGUGCCGCUGACUGUGAUCAAACGAGUGCCACUCUCGUCAGUCAGCGAAGGACUAAUUUUUGGGCUCCCGCACGUGCUCAUGCCAUCUCAGAAUCUGGAGCUGGACUUCUCCAACAGCUCGGAGCUCUCAGAGAUGGAGAGGAACGAGCACGCCUUUGCUGCUCUUUGCCGCUCACUGAACCAGCAUGACAAGGGGCUGCUCUGCUCCGGCCUGGUGGAUGCUGACACUCGCAUGGACGUCUCCUUCCCCUGCUUCUACCUGCUGCUGCCCACUGAAGCUGGAACCUUCCUCCUGCGGAGAGUGACUUCAGCAGAGGAGCUGCUGCCCCUGCCACCACGGCCAAUCAGCAACCUCGGAGAGGAGGACGAGGAGAAAGGGGAGCAAGUGGCUGCUGCUGUCGACAUGGCCUUGUCUCAGCUUGAGGAGGAGGCGUUCAACCCAGUGGAGGUGGAGCGGGGCUGCCACCAGCGCCUGCAGUGGCUGCUCAAAGAGAGCUUGUACUUCCAGCCCAUACCCCCCGGUCGCCAGGGCUCCAACCUGCACUCUGUCUCCUAUGCCUCUCGCUCCUCCUCCCGCUCCCCCUCGUCCUCCUCGCCAUCAACCAUUGCUGCCACCACCGUAUCUAGCAGCCCUGGGGGGUCCCCUGCGCUGCUUGCUGCUGCCACCGGGAGAAGGGAAAGGAGGAGGUCUGGUUCUUCAUCGUUUGUUCCUGCAGGUGCUGCUGGUGCGGCUGGUGGUGCUGGUGCUGGUGUUGGUGCUGGUGGUGGUGCUGGUGGUGGGAGGGUGGCGCUUCCUGUUUCUGCAUUUGUGGGUCUCGAUGGUGACUCGGGGAAGUUUGGAGUGAGGCUUGGGGCGGAUUUGAACCCCUCUGCUGCUGAAGACUGGCAUUUUCGAGCACGGAGAGAGCAGAGGAUGGCACAGCUUCAUCAGAUCAACCAAGGGCAGCAGAACCAGCCACAGCAGAUGCAGCACCAGCAGCAGCAGCAACAGCAGAUGCGGAAGGGGUUGGCCUCAGGACAGCAGGCAUACAAUCUGCAAACAGCAACUGCCGCAGCACCGCCAUUGCGGUCGCCCUUCGUUCCCACCCCUCCCCCACGUCGCACCACACAAACCUCCUUCCAGUCCCCUUCUUCUGGCGCUGUCUCAUCCUCUCCCUCCCACCGAAAGCUCUUCCCCUACCUCUCCGCUCCGCCCCGCGCCCCGUCCCCCUCCCGGCCCUCCCCCUCUCGCUUCAUCAUUACUGCCUCUCCUCCUGCCGCAGGGAUUGCUGCAGGGAGAGCAGGGGAUGGAGCUGUGGGCCACCUGGAAAACACUUCUGAUACAGGAGAGGUUAAUAACCCUGCUGCUGCUGCUGCUGCUGCUGCUGCUGCUGCUGUGCGCGCUCCAGCACAAUCUCUCUCAGAGAAAGGAGGGUCUCAGAGCACCCCUCCUCCUGUCGUUUCUGGUGACUGCACUCCUGCUGUUGGAGUUACAGGGACUGCACCUAUGCACACAACUGCCACUGCGAUGGCUGCUGCUGCUGCCCCGCGCCUAGCCCUGCAUGUACCCGCAGAGGACGAAGACGAGAUUGAUGAAGACGGAUCAGCAGCAUGGCCCGUAGAGCUGGAGAGGCUCUCUAGUGGGGCGGGUAAGGGCGCACCCAGGGGUCCUCUUGGACUUACCAGGAAUGCUGGUGCUCAUAUUUCCAGCAGCAGAGGCAGCAGGGCUCAGGUUGCUGGCGAUGGGGGCAGGGAAGAGGAAGCUACAGAGCAGUUUUCCAUGAGUGAGGCAUGCAUGCAGCCAGAGCAGACGUUGCCCCAGCUGCAGCUCCCUCCCUCAACCGCCCAGUGGCCCUCCAACCCACACAACACAGCAGCAGCAGCUCCAUCAAGCAUGGGUAGCCCCUCAACCAUGGCUCCUCCCUCAGGCUACUCCCGACCAUCUCUCCCUCCUGCACUCUCAGCCGAGGGCCAGAUCCACCUGGCUCGAAGGCAACAGCAAGCAGAAGCGCCCCCUGUGCCUGCUCCUCUGCAGGACAACAGCAAUCUGCAUCGGCAGGCACAAGCAGCCCUGACAGGGCUGCGGGGUGCUCUGGACAAGCCACACUUCUCCCAGGCCCCCAGAUUUGCAUCCAUCCCAGGGAUGCAGAGGGCUGGUAUGGGUGGCGGGAGGUAUGCUCGAGUGCCUGGCGCAGCAGGGACGGGAGGUGCGGAUCUGAAAGGGAGGGGAGGUGAAGCUGGGACAGGGGAGGGUGAUGGAGCAGGAGGGAAAGGGUCGAGAAAGGGGGGUUUCAGGAGAAUACGGCAGGGGAAAGUGUAGUUAUAGGUGCAAAUUCGUUUUUUGAAGCGUGUUUCUUCCUUAUCUAGCUCUCAGUGCUACCAGUCUAUGCUAAUCUUUUAAGACAGAGAUGUUUACUGAACUUGA
Molecule: messenger RNA, 4145 nt
Organism: Closterium sp. NIES-67
Lineage: Eukaryota; Viridiplantae; Streptophyta; Zygnematophyceae; Desmidiales; Closteriaceae
Source: the annotation of a GenBank genome assembly